Xenopus tropicalis (tropical clawed frog) is the source of this 976-nucleotide messenger RNA. It is a transcript of the gene plaat3, whose product is annotated as phospholipase A and acyltransferase 3. NCBI's taxonomy places the organism in Eukaryota, Metazoa, Chordata, Amphibia, Anura, Pipidae. The record is from RefSeq and is a predicted model, not a curated record. Bases 357 to 830 code for a protein of 157 amino acids. The transcript has 6 exons.
GGGAGCAGCUGAGGAAGUAAAGCACCCUCUGAGAACAUGUAUUGAAACUGAAAGUCACUACUACAUGAUAUAAAUAUGAGAAGCGUCUCUACCUGUAGCUCAGAAGAGUCGUGCAGUAAUAAGAGAUACGUGCUGGGAAGACCCUUACUGGAUUUAACGGAGCCCAAACGACUGAUCUCAGAGUUGAAUGCAGACCCUGCAUCCUGUUUUCACUUCCUGAACUCGGAUUCAACCAUUCACUGAGAACAAAAGAAAUUCAAAGCCAAAGCCACAAAGCAAAAACAAGCAAAGUGAAAGAAGGUUCAUACUUUAUAUAACAGGAAAUAAAAGAAGGCCCCAGAUUCUAAGCAGGAGACAUGCCGCUUGUGGGUGUGGCUCCUGUAGAAGGAGACUUGAUAGAAUUUCAUCGCCCUCUUUAUCAACACUGGGGUAUCUACGUUGGAAAAGGUUGUGUUGUUCAUUUAACAGAUCAGCAGGGGUUCUCUUACUUGUCUUCAGCAUUUGGUGGCACAGCAGAAGUGAAAAUGGAACCUCUGGAGGCUGUCGCUGCUGGUUGUAAUUACCAAGUCAACAACAAAUACGAUAAGAAAAGAAGCCCGUUGCCACCAACAAAGGUGGUGCGGGCAGCCAUCGACCAAGUGGGCCAGACGAAACAAUAUAGUGUCACUAGUGCCAACUGUGAGCAUUUUGUGACGGAACUACGAUAUGAAAAAGCAUACUGUGACCAGGUUGAUAAUGCCAUUACAUAUGCUACAGUUGGAGGAGGAGUAGUUGCAGCCCUGGGUGUAAUUGCAGCAUUUUCUAGCAUGCGGAAUAAGCAGAAGCAGUAAAGUGCAAUCAUUUUACCAUUGCCUUCUCGUGACCUUGUAGAACUGUUCCUACAGAAAUCGAAAUUCUGCCUUUAUGCUAUUAUUUUCACUUCCUUGUGAAUUUGUUCCUAGACUUGUUAUAAUAAAUUUAUACUGAUGUCAGCCUU